This is a messenger RNA of Caenorhabditis remanei, 240 nucleotides long. RefSeq lists its product as uncharacterized. NCBI's taxonomy places the organism in Eukaryota, Metazoa, Nematoda, Chromadorea, Rhabditida, Rhabditidae. The transcript has a single exon. Bases 1 to 240 code for a protein of 79 amino acids. The record is from RefSeq and is a predicted model, not a curated record.
AUGAAACCGUUGCUGAAGUCAUUCCUACAACAGAUUCAAGGCUUUAGGCUUAAUAAGGAGGAUAUGACACAAUUUGUUGGGGAGACGAAGAUCAAGAUAAGUGAUUUGCAUGAGUUGCCGAUUGAGCCGGAUGACUUGAAGGAGCAGACAAAUAUACGCACCAAAAUUGCUGUGUCGACAGCUGAUAGGAAUGAGAUGAUGGCGAAUGUUUUUGAAACUGGCGAAUCGAGGGGAACCUGA